Molecule: messenger RNA, 1053 nt
Organism: Coniophora puteana RWD-64-598 SS2
Lineage: Eukaryota; Fungi; Basidiomycota; Agaricomycetes; Boletales; Coniophoraceae
Exons: 1
Coding region: 1-1053 (350 amino acids)
Source: RefSeq, a predicted model, not a curated record
AUGCAAGCCGCUGUCAACAUCACCCACACUUCACUUUUCACGGUCAACGACGACUCGACAGAGCUCACCGGCCCCAGGGUCGUCCUGGACAUUUCCUACUGCCACGCAGGCGGCUCGAAAGAGGAUCGCUGCGAUCUAUGCGAGACAAAGAAGCGUUACGGUGCACUCAAAGCAGAUAACGACUAUUUGAAGUGGAGGAUCACCUGUUUUGAGAACGACGAGGCGACGCUCAGCCGUGCACUCGAGUGUGUUCACGAUGAAAUCCGAACGAAGACACAAGCGUACGACAAGAUGGAGGAGCAUUUCGCUAUCUCGCAGACGCGGGUGGAAGAGCUCGAGCAAACAGAGGCCAGGCUCACCCUCGCACGAGAUGCGCUCAAGAACGAGAGUAGGAAGCUCGUGAGGCAACUACAGGCGACGAGAUCAGAGCAUGCGGAAGAUAAGGAGCGCCUCAAAGCUACGCACGAGGCGAAUGCCAGGUUACUGAAGGAGAAAGACGCACUCAUUGGCCAACUCGCUACAGAGAAUCAUAAGUUGUCGAAUUGUCUCAAGGACGAGAAGCUAUCUGGAGCAGAAGCACGCGAACACGACGCACAGUUCAUCGCAAAGUUACAGCGGACGACGGCUAAACUGGAAGCCGAGAGGUCACAACUCAUUGAGAAGAUGGCUAGACUUGAGCGAGAGCUCAAUAAGGAACACCAGGCGGAGUCUUCACAGAACCAAAACGGGGAGCUCCUGCGGGAGAAUCGUAUACUUGCUUCACAAAACGACGUGCUGAAGGAGAGCAAGGAGGAUCUGAAGCGGAAGCUGAACAGCGCGAACGAGAAUUUCGAGCGACUGAAGAUCAUGGUGAACGACGCUCGGCACCAGAAUGAGAGCUUGGUGAAGGAGAAUGGUAGAAUGGUGAUGAAGAGCAAAGCAAUGAAGCAUGACGCAGAGGCAUUGGCGGAUGAACUUGCGAAGACGAGGCAGGAGCUGGCAGGUUAUCAGAAGAGAGCAAGGCGUAUCAACGGACAUAGCAAGGACAUUGAGCAUCUUAGCAGGAGAGCUUGA